UCAAAACCAUCAUCGUUAGCAUCCUUCAGGAGCGCACGGGAGAGCUAGGUGACACGACGUCUUCCCGUACCGGAAGGCAUCAACAGUGGAGGUGCCCCCGAUAUCACCGGGCACCCGUUCGGUGCGAUGGAGCUGAAGGUAUGGGUCGAAGGAAUACAACGAAUCGUGUGCGGAGUCACGGAAGUCACCACGUGUCAGGAUGUCGUGUUUGCAUUGGCACACGCCACCGGCAAAACGGGACGCUUCACGCUUAUCGAACGAUGGCGCAAUAACGAGCGUCUGCUGGCACCACAUGAGAACCCGCUCAAGAUCCUUAUGAAAUGGGGCGAAUACUCAAGUGAUGUGCAGUUCAUCCUGCAACGAUCCGAUCAGCAGCAGCAGCAACAACAACAACAACAGAAGAAAGAUGUCCAACAGCAGCAACAACAUCAAACGCUACCAUUAACGCAGGCUCCGCAGUCCCAGCAGCAGCUACUUCGCCAGCAGCAAAAGCUAAAUCAGCUCAACAACAAUCAUAUCGGUGCGAACGGCACUGUUACGAAUGGGAAGCAUGGCGUACCGACGUCACCCACAAGCCCCAACGGCAACAAUAAUGCCGGCCCCAUCAUCCCGAACGGUGUCGUGAGUACACAAAACCAUAUCAACAACAAUAACAAUAUUGGCAGUCAGCACUAUGCGCACCAUCCGAGCAAUGUUGGUGACGAGCAGCAUCAGCCGCAGCAUGUAAAAAGCAAACUUCAUCAAAACAAUCUAAAAAAUAGCGCCAACAACCAACUUCAUCUACACGUGCAUCACCAGCAGCAGCAACACCUCCAUCAGCACCAGCUAUCCUCGGCAUCGUCCACCUCGUCCGACCACCAGCAUCGGCCACAUCAGCAGUCGAACGGCGUCGGUGCGUUAAUUCGAACCGGAAAUGAUCCUUCAAACGGUUCGGCGGGCAGCGUUGGUGGUGGCCCGGGCGCGGCGGCAACGGUAAAGCAAUCGGAAUUGAUCAUCUCAAGCAGCAAUGGUAGCAGUACUACGGGCGGAGCCCUCGAGCGUGGCAAGGAAACGAGAAAAAGUCUCAAUUCGUCCGGUUCGAGUGGAAAGACGGAACAGCAUCAUCACCAUCAACAUCCCCAGCACCAGCAGCAUCAGCAGCACCAUCAGCAAUCUCAGAAGCAUCAAGCGCAGACGAACCAGCAGACCCAAAACGUUGGCAUCGUGCGGGGCAUUGUCCAGCACCAGCAAAAGUUCAACCACGUACAGCGCCAUUCGCCCAGCUCGACGACCGUUACGCUGGCGAAGGGUGGCGUCUCCACCACGGUGACCACCACUAGUGACCACAGCAGCAGCAGCAACAGUAGCACCAGCAGCAGUGUGAGCAGUACCGCCAGCUCGAGCUCGAAUGCAUCGUCCAACAACACCAGCACGAGUAGCGGGAUCGGCAGUGGUGCAUCCGCAUCCAGUAGUAGCCAUCAUCAUUCAACGCAACAGCAGCAGCAGCAGCAGCAGCAGUCAUCACCAGCGGGCCCGACGACGGCAUCCGCCGUGGAGGCAACGUAUGCCAGCGUCAUCAAGAAACCUAAAUCACACACAACAGCAACAACGGCGGCGGCGAAUGCGGGCAACAGCAACAACAAUGCCGCCGGCUCCACGAAUGCCGGUAACAAUGUGGUUGGCGAAUUUAAUGCAGCUGAUUUGCGCAGUUCGCUCGACCGCAAGGUAAACGGGCUCAUGUUUAGUAACGGGUUGAACGAGCGCGUAACGCAUCCACCGUCGUCGACAUCACCUUCCGGUGCCGGGCCACAGCAACCGACUGCCGCGAGCGUUAUCGUUGGCGCUACACUCAAACCUGACCAUCAUCUGCUGCAACACCAUCACCAUCACGGUACGAUGGGACGGCAUUAUCACCAUACCCAGCUUCAGAAUCUGCUCUGCACGGACAAUCAGAACCAGCUGGACACGAGCAGUGUCAGCAGUAUCAGCAGCUCGAGCGUCGGUGGAGGCAACAACUCUGGCAAUCAUCUGUCUUUGCUGAACGGUAGUAGCUCCACGACCAAUUCGCCCAUCACGGGCAUCUCCUCGAAUGGGGCGUUAGUGCCUCCGCCGUACCGGGAUCCACCACCGCCGCGGAACAGUCCCCUCUCGCACACGCUUACCAGUCUUAGCAGUACCGGCAGUGGUACGGGAAGCAGUACCCAGGGCAGACGGCAGGAGAGCAGUAACCUUACCGGUGGAUCCUCGUCGGCAUCUUCAACCGUCUCGUCACUGGUGGUGGUAGGUGCCAGCGGGACGGAAGAGAUACUGGUGGGUGGUGGUAGCGGACCCGUGGACAACAGUAUACCGCACGUGACGGGCUAUCGGGAGCUGAUGCAGCUUAUCAAGUUACAGCGCGAGAAAAUCAAUACCCAGCAGGCGGAUCUGUCGAAGUACGAUACGGAGAUCGUGUACUUGGAGAACCGGAGCCGUGAGCAGACCGAUCAGCUCGAUGCGAUCGCGCAGGAGAUCAGCAAAACGGAGCAACAGUACCGGCAGACGGGCGAUCAGCUACAGGCCUAUCAGUACGUGGAGGAGGAGAGCGAACUCGUCCGGCAGCAGGAGAAAACGCUCAAGUCGGAAAUUACGCUGCUGCGUUCGAAGCUGGCCAACUGUGAGACGGAGCUGCUGCAGUGCAAGAACAAGAUCCGGCUGCUGAUGGACGAGAUACUGGUGGAGCAGCGCAAGUAUAGCCGACAGUACGAUCCGAACCGACAACAGCUGUUGGAGCGUGCUCUAAUGUGUGAAGUUGACAGGCUGCAGGUGGAGAUCGACCUGGCGGUCCAGAGCGCGGACCAGGCGAACAAGGCGCACGAGAAGCUGAAGGGCGAGGUGACACUGCUCGAGGGCGCCAUCACGGACAAGAAGAAGCAGGUCGAGAAGCUGGUGCACGAGAUGAAGGAGGUCAAUCUGCAGAGUUUGGCGGUGGUACCGCCGGCGGACGAGGUGCGCCACUUGCUGGAAGGUGAGUCCGCCGACUUUGGCUCGGUAAAACCGGGCAGUACGCGACGCAUGAUUGGAUCCCCGCGGCAGCUGGAAAAUGCGGUUCCGACAAGCAAAAAUCCGCACGGCGUAUGGGUUUAA
This is a messenger RNA of Anopheles maculipalpis, 3102 nucleotides long. It is a transcript of the gene RASSF8, whose product is annotated as myotubularin-related protein DDB_G0290005. NCBI's taxonomy places the organism in Eukaryota, Metazoa, Arthropoda, Insecta, Diptera, Culicidae. The transcript is spliced from 5 exons. Bases 127 to 3102 code for a protein of 991 amino acids. Gene Ontology annotation, biological process: signal transduction. The record is from RefSeq and is a predicted model, not a curated record.